CUUUGCUUUACUCUUCUCCUUCCUUGGAGAAAAUUUUCGCGGCUUUCUUAUCGCUUGAAACACUCUCCGAGAGAUUCUACGCACGCGCCGCGGGAGGAAGAUCGGGAAAGGAUAUAUAAUCAAAAUUCGUUUCUAUCGGAUUGACCUUAGAUGGUGACAGGCGCGGCCUCAGCCAUGGCGGCAAAACAAGCGGAGCGGUUAAAGGAAGACGGUAACAGUUGCUUUAAGAAAGAACGUUUCGGCGCCGCCAUUGAUGCUUACACUGGGGCAAUAACUUUAUCACCAAAGGUUCCUGUAUACUGGACAAAUCGAGCUCUUUGCCACAUGAAGCGAAAGGAUUGGAUUAGGGUUGAAGAAGAUUGUCGCAAAGCUGUUCAGCUUGACCACAAUUCUGUCAAGGCGCACUACAUGCUAGGACUUGCAUUAUUGCAGAGGGAAGAUUAUCCUGAAGGAGUUAAAGCCUUGCAAAGGGCAUUAGAUCUUGGAAGAGGCGCAAACCCUACAGGGGAAACUUGUGAGGUUGCUCUAAAUCAACAACGUGCUUUAGACAUGUCUCGGACAGAAGAGUCCUCGGAAGAAGCCUAUACCUCCUAUACUGAGCAAUUGAAAGCUCUUGACAGAGUGUUUGAGAAAGUUGCAGAAGACGACAAACCAACUGAGGUGCCAGAUUACUUGUGUUGCAACAUUACUCUUGAGAUAUUCAGGGAUCCUGUGAUAUCUCCAAGUGGGGUUACGUAUGAAAGAGCAGCAAUCCUUGAGCAUAUCGACAAGGUGGGAAAGUUUGAUCCUAUAACGCGUGAAAAACUCGACCCAUCAAAACUGGUUCCAAAUCUGGCUAUCAAAGAGGCAGUGGCAUCUUAUCUUGAGAAACACGUCUGGGCUUACAAAGUGGGUUCUUGAUUCAAAUGAGGCUUGACAUACACACAAUGAAGCGGAAGGAAGAUCGAGUUUAACUACUCAGUGAAUGAACAAAGCAGAGGAGUGCGUUUAUUUAGUUUCGUGUGUAUGAUUCACUGCCUUGUAUAUAUAUUUGUUUUUUCUUUAACACAUUCGCCAUUCCGUUUAAUCUAACACACACACACAAAGACUUUGUUUAGACCAUGGAAAAUAGGCCAAACCAGAAUCAUAAUGGAGUUCUUC
This is a messenger RNA of Eruca vesicaria subsp. sativa (arugula), 1140 nucleotides long. Lineage: Eukaryota; Viridiplantae; Streptophyta; Magnoliopsida; Brassicales; Brassicaceae. The record is from the annotation of a GenBank genome assembly.